Molecule: messenger RNA, 5449 nt
Organism: Leguminivora glycinivorella
Lineage: Eukaryota; Metazoa; Arthropoda; Insecta; Lepidoptera; Tortricidae
Exons: 5
Coding region: 43-642 (199 amino acids)
Source: RefSeq, a predicted model, not a curated record
UCAUUUGUGUUUUCGAUUUUACAUAUUGGAUAUUUUUACGAUAUGCUUCAGUCGUUGUUGCAACCAAGGGAUAAUCAGCGGCUGGCGGUGCGCCACGAGCGUCGGCGGAAUGAGAAGAGAGGAGGCGGGCGGCGGCCAUCGCAGCUGCCGCUUCAGCUGGGACGACCAGGGGAGGGGGAACCCACACCCUCGCCGGACCAUCACAGACCGCUGGCAGAGGUUAUAUGCAGCAAGUUGCUGGCCCUCCACGUCGUAGUGGGCACCCUCCUCCUGGGCAUCGUGAUUAUGGUGGUGGGAGUGGUCCAGCUGUCCCCGGGAGCCGAGGCUGCCCAGCACCGGUACUACCUGAUGGGGACAGGAGCCGUCCUCAUGAGCACUGGAGUGCUGGGGUGUGUGCUCAGAUGUAUUUUCCUCCACUGGCACCACAGAUACUACGAGGACCACCGCGAGCCAGCGCACAAGAACGGCGUCGCCACCGUGGAGGCCGGGCACGUCGCGCACGAUAAGCACGCCGCGCACGACAAGCACGCCGCGCACGCGCCGCACGCGGCGCACGCGCAGGACAAGAAGCUGAAGAGCCAGGCCAGCGUCGGGCACGCUGAGGUGCUGAUCAAGCAGCCGUCGGCCGCUAGCGACACCUAGGCGACAUAACUUAAGAUCGACCACUAGAUAAUCUAGGAUAAGUGCUGCUCGGGAGCGGAUUUGGCUUUUUGAUAAUUGACUAAAAUUUCAUAUUUACUUGUGUUUUGACGUUUGCGUAUUAUAUUCUAGUCUUGACUGGCAAAAAAAAAUAUUUAUUCCCAGAAAAUAUAUAGGUACAUUGCAUGUGACAGUGUAAAAAAAUGUUUCACCUUUUUUGACUGUUUUAAACAUUAAAAGCUUGAUAAUCUGUCAGACACCUUUGCACAUCUCGCUAGCAGUUUUAAAAAAAUCUAAGUACGUAACAAAAGUAAAAGAUAAACAGAUGGCAUUGACUAACUACAUAUUAAACUUUUUUAAAUUUGUAUUGUUUAAAGUGAAAUUUUUAAAUUCUAUUAUAAAGAAUAAUUUAUUGCACAUUAAAUAAAUUGUUAAAUUUUAACAAUGUAAUACACAAAACCGGUUUAAUUUAACUUACAAUAACAACAAUAACUUUAACGCUUUCUCAGAUAUACUUAUCUAAUACCGUAACAUCAAUACAUCGCGAAUACAGUACUUCAAAAUUACGAACAUCUGUUUCAAAUCAAUGCACUCGAGCUCAAUUAUAUGAUUCAUAUUCACCCUUGACUGUCUGUCUGUCAGUUCAAAGUCUUCAAAUCUUAACCUUAAAGGAAAUUGCAAAAAAGUGUGCUGGGAAAUGCAGCGCCAAGUUCUUUAAAAUUUGCGAUUCUUGCAUGACUUUUGAUGCCUUUUUUAAAUAAUCACGUGUCUUACAUUAAGUAACUUGUUUAUUAUAGACUACUUUUGUAGUUGUUUGCAACUAUUUAUCUGUAUUUCAUACAGUUUUAAGGAUGCAAAAAAUAAAAAAUGUACACAAUAAUCUUUUUCUGAAUUAUUGUCUUGUGAAGGCAGCAAAGACGUUACGAAUAUUUUAAUUUGUAUUUUACUAAAUAUGUCACUUCAGUUACAUUUUAAUAUGAAGUUUUAGCGUUUUUAUCAAAAAAGCGAAAGCCGCCAUCUUCGAGCAGCGAGUGUAUGGUCUGAGCUCGCGCAAGCGCAACAUCUCCUUUAUUUCGUGAAGACAAUUCCUUCCAAUCGUGUUAAUUUCCCUUUACUUUGUGUACAUAAUAAUUAGAUAUACCCAUAUAUCUGUGUACUAACAGUUACAUAUCAUUUUACUUAGAACCCGGUCAUGUAGUUUUAAGUUUUAAGUCCGUGCUCCGGCUAAACUCGAUGUAUAUAUGUAAACGCGACAGAUAACCGUUGAGCACUCUAUAUUUCGGUUUUCAAUAUAUUUUUGAGACCCUUUACAAUUUUAACCUCUGUAUUUGAUUGGUGAAUACAUAUUACGUUGCUGAAACUUUAGAGAGCAAAGUUUUAAUUUUGAUUAUGUGAUUGCUUACCAGGGUUAGGUACGAGCCUGAAUAUGAUUGAUUUCAUCUACUAGGAUAAAAUUGUUCUCUUCUUUUGUUUAUUUCAUGUCGACAGUUUAGAAUGAUUUAAGUACACGAAACAUCCGACUUUCUCUCUAGAGUUUCAGGUUUUAGAUGUCGCAGUCGAUUCAACAGGAUUCUAAACCAAUUUUUACUAUUUUCUGUAACGAUUGCGACCUGUAGCUGACAUAGAAUCGGUAUCAAAAUUAUAGAUAAGGACCACUCUAAUCAUGGACAUAUUAAAUUGAAAAUUGCUAAAUUUAUUGACAUUCUAAAACCUUACCGUCCGGUUAAAAGAAAGGUAUUUAUUUACUUAUAAAGUUAUUUAAACAGUUUUAAACUAAAUAUAAACAUUAACAUACAAUUACACUUUAUAGACCAGAGCUUAGAUUGUUUUUUUUUUUAAUAUUAUGAAAAAAUUCAAUUUAAAGAGUUCCCUUUUUGAUUUGACGUGAACACAUUUAAAAGUUAAUGAAUUAAGUAUUUUACCUGAGUAUGAGUAACAAAGUCAUUGCAUUUAAUAUAAGUUAAGAUUCCAUUUUAAUCAUUUAUGUCAUACAUACUUAAUAACGAAUUUAUCUGAAGUUUUAAUUGUAGUACUAUGGUUUGUAGUUGUGUUGUGACGUCAUAUGAUUGAGGAGAAUCCGCGACUAGCGGUAAACAUAGUUAUAUCAGUAACAUAGUUUUGUGUACUAGGUGUUGUCGAUCGGUGUUUUAAUAUUACAAAUAUAACAUAGACCAACGAUAAUGUAAUUUUAACAGGUUUAUUAGUUUGGGUUUUUGGAAUGUGGUCUUGAGAGACACUUGACUUAUUCAUAUAUUUUACUAUCAUAUCUGGAUAUAGAUAUGAUGUUCGUAUUUGUUUACAAGACAGCAUGAUAAAACAAACAGUGUCCGUCUAGAACCGGCAUCGUUGUGUUAAAAAGUGAUACUUUAACUUAUCAAUAGACUAGCUACCGAGAUAAGUGGCGUACUAGAAGAGACGCCUAUGCUCAGCCAGUGGGCGAUAAAGGGCUAAUAUGAUGAUGAUUAUGACGAUGAUGAUGAUGUUAAGCACAAUAAAGCAACACAUUCCAAAAAUCCCAGUACUAGCGUCAUAUUCAUCACUGUAUUAUGUUGAUUUCGUGUUUAGCCAACUAUUUCAAGUAGGGAAAUAUAUUCAUUUGCAGCCUUAUUCUUCGAGUCAUUAAUUAAAAGGGGAAGCCGGGAAGAAGUGGUAGAUAGAAAUAAUUAAUUCGUGUUUAAUGCAAGCACAACGUCAAAAAUAUUCGAUUGCAGUUAAUCAUUUGGAAAAUGAAGCGGGAAAUUUUAUGAAGACACGUUUCCUCCCGGCCGCCCCUGAUUUCUGUAUUAAAUUCGAAAUAAUAUUGGAAUUUAUAUCCUAAGAGACUGAAAUGAGUGUUCUAAAGUAAAUUUCAAGGAUGUAUCUUAUUUAACGGUUUUUGAUACGUAUUUUUUCGCUUCAUUGACGGAUCGUUUAACAUUUUGUAUGUUCCGCUGAACUUAGAACAUUCGCGUAUACAACAGUAGAUCUAACUUUGAAGGAGUAACCCAGUUCUUUAAUAUCAGUAACUGGACACUCUUUAAUCAUUAUUAUAUCAAAAUCAAUUACCCGUUUUCUAACCAAAUAAAAUUUAUUAACUAUAAAUAUUGUAAAAAAAAAUGAUUUGAUUUGUUUUGUGAAGAAUUGAGUGCUAGAGCCAAGUUCAGUGAGUCAGUGACUAAGUUUCCUUUAGAACGCUACGGAAAUGAUAAAUUGUUGAUCUGUUUCACUCGGGUCCAAUGUUUUGGUGAAAACAUUUGACUAUCGGAUAUUUUAUGGAUGCCUUCACAAUCUUGCAGCCUGAGUAGAUAGAACCAUGUUUAUGUACUUAAGAAGAGAUACAUAUUCACAAUCGGUCGCAGCGAAUUGAGAAGGCAUGUAAAAUGUACUACUUUAUCCCUAAACGAAAUAUAUGUAUAUGGUAUAAAUUAUGCUUUAAGCAAGAGCAAAGUCUCGUUUGUAAAUGAGUAAUACUCAUCGUUAGUUAUUAGAUAACAUAAAUCGCAUUUUAAAAUAUCUCUUUAGUGUAUAUUCAAUGCAACAAGAAUGGCCAUGAUUUUAUUAGGGAAUGACAGGCACCGAAGUGUGGCUGGAUGAGGCAAAUGAAUGUUUAUUUAAGUAUUCCAUAAUCUAUGAUACGUUCGUCGAUGUGUUAGGUUAAGGAUAGUGUUACAGUAAUAUAAUAUCUACAUUACAUUAGACGGUUAAUUAUUUAUUUCAAGCAUAGCUUCAGCUCAGAAUCUCGUGCUUGAGAAUUGUUGCCAAAGAUAUUUUAUAAAUUUUUAAGCGUCUUUAGUUACUGAUUCGCAUUAUGCGGGUGCUGCAAUUGAAUUGAGAAUAAUGCAGGAAGUUUUACAGUUAUAUUUUAUGAAUAUUUUCUCUAAAUUAUCAUUAGCCGCUUAAAGUGGGCAACCGUGCCAAAACUACCGCGGGGGAGCCAAGCCACCCGCCAUCUCUUUCUUAUAAGCUUCCAUGUUGAAUUGUAAAAAUAUCUUAAUCCGUAUUACUAUGCAUUUAGGUUUACUUGGCUCUUGAAAUAAAAGCCAAACAGUUGAAAGUAAAUCAAGAAUAUUUGCUAUUAGUCUCGCGUAAGAUCAUCAUUUUUCGAUAAACGUCAAAACAUUCCGCUGUGGCUUCGUAUUGUAUGAUUAUACCGUCAAUGGAUUAAACUAUAUGUGAAACGCAUAAAUUAAUGUUUAGUAUUAUAAACAAUGUAUCAUUGUGUACAAUAAAUGUUGUGUUAACCAUUGAAAAAAAAAUCUGUUCAUAAAUAUAUAUUUUUAUUUAUUGUAUCCUAAAAGUUCUAAAACUAACAUUCGGACUAGAGGUUCCUUUAACUACAAGCCCUACUAACGUCUAACACCCCCUCUAUUCACUGUGAUAAAAUAAUUGUAAGAUUUAAGCAAAACGAUCAUAUGUUUGUAUUUGUAUGACAAAAUAUUAAAGAUUUAAGAGAAAAUAUUUCCUCAAUGAUAUCUCAGUCUGGUCAGUUAACAAUUCAAAAUAAAAGUUGUUGUUUUACAUGCGUAUCACAGUGAAUAAUUUUCAUAUUCAAACCUGGUAUAUUUAUAAUUAUGGAUUCAUCGCUAAUCACACUACAUCAAUACCCAUUGUAAAUAUCAUUUAUGGCCUGAUUUUAUUUAUUUAAUAUUUUUAAACCAAUCUCACGUAACACAGGCCCUACGUCUAAAUUUUAAAUGUUCAACUUAUUGUUUUUAAUAUUUAUCAUUAUAUUGACAUGUUUUAUAUUGAUAUAUUUUAAUUUAAUUACGACUGUGCUGUUUUAUAUCUCAUAUAUUUUAUACCAAUGUCUCUAAAUAAAAUGUGGACGGAA